Messenger RNA from Entamoeba invadens IP1, 894 nucleotides. RefSeq names its product estradiol 17-beta-dehydrogenase, putative. NCBI's taxonomy places the organism in Eukaryota, Evosea, Mastigamoebida, Endamoebidae. Bases 1 to 894 code for a protein of 297 amino acids. Gene Ontology annotation, cellular component: endoplasmic reticulum. The transcript is spliced from 2 exons. Gene Ontology annotation, biological process: fatty acid elongation. The record is from RefSeq and is a predicted model, not a curated record.
AUGGAAGGGUCCCAGCUGGUUUUGGCAUUAGUUGGCGGAAUAGUGAGUGUCGUCUUAGUAUUUCCAGUUUUUCAGAUGUUAUAUAGGCUGUUCAUUCGUCCAUUUCUCAAUCCCAACCCAAUCAAAAAAUACAAAAACGAAGGUGCUUACGCGUUUAUCACUGGCGCUACUUCGGGUGUUGGAAAGGCUUUUGCUGAACGUUUUGCCAAUGAAGGGUUUAAUCUCAUCAUCUCAGCAAGACGGGAACAAAAUCUCACCGAACUCAAAAACGAACUUGAGAGCAAAUACAAAACGAAUGUAGUAGUCCAAGUCUCCGACUUCUCAAUCGACUCAAAAGAACAAUGGGAAACUAUUCACAAACUAUUUGAAACUUACAAAAUCAGAGUGUUGAUAAAUAACGUAGGAAAGUCGUCACGUGGCACUUUUGCGGGUGAGACGUGUGAUGAAACUCAAUCACUCAUCAAUCUCAAUCUUUGGACGCCUGUCAAACUAUCUCAUUUUUUUAUCUCAACAAUACCUCAACAUGAACAGGGGUUGAUUAUAUAUAUGGGAGGUGCAUUAGGAGAAUUUGUCACUCCGUUUUGCACUACAUACUCGUCUUCAAAAGCAUUUGUUAAUUUGUUUGGACAGUGUUUGUCUUAUGAAAAUGAAAAUGUGGCAUGCACUGUAUUUUCCCCAUGGUUCAUUUCAACCGAAAUGACUCAUCACAAACAACCCAAUCUUUCGGUUCUCACGCCAGAGCAUUUUGUUGCGUUGGCAAUGAAGCACGUGGGUCUCACAAAUUUCUGUUGCCCACAUUGGUUCCACUAUUUGCAAGGAAUAGGUUACUACUGUUUCCCUGAUAAAGUUAAGGCGGCCAUAAACAAAAAGAUGAUUCCAAAGAAAGACCAGUAA